Aplysia californica (California sea hare) is the source of this 4854-nucleotide messenger RNA. RefSeq lists its product as uncharacterized. Lineage: Eukaryota; Metazoa; Mollusca; Gastropoda; Aplysiida; Aplysiidae. The record is from RefSeq and is a predicted model, not a curated record.
AUUGAGUUGCAGGAACGUCAUCCAAGCCUGUCUGGCGUCGAGCUGGUCCGCGCCGCUCCUCUCCGCAUCUCGCUGUCUCCCACGGGGAAUAAAACCCGCUCAGAGGCGCUCCUCGGAAGGGGCGCACGGGUUUAUCACCUGUGCCUGUCACGCGGAAGCACGAUCCCAGCGUACGCUAAUCUACCCCAGCUUUUGUACCUGGCAAGGAACUCGAGAAAUUCAUCGGAGAUCUCCACUGAGAUAUGAUACGGUGCACUCACGUCGAAGUAUAAGAGAGGGAUUGGCGAAUUUUCGGGAUAACUUCCUUUCCCGUCAACUUGACAAAGGUGUGGUGAGAUAAAUCCGUGGGGGGUCUGACAGACGUAGGCUUGUCCUCAAAAGCAACAUAGCAAAAAAAAAAAAAAGAAAAAGAAAAAAAAAAAGGACUGGUUCAUGUUGUUUCCUCAUAUCAAAGAGAGAGAAAGCAGUCAGUUUUAUAAGUUGUAUUUUUGUUAUCAGCCGAUACGAUUUAUUCGGGCCGCGAAAAACCGCCAUUCACGACUCCCUUGUUGGGGAAAUCUGGAUAAAAACUGAGACGCUGAUCUGUAGUACAGAGUGUCGACCACAUUCUCUUCAGGAGAAAGCAGACACAAAGAACCAUGAGCAAUACAGCGAGUUUAUUCUUCUUGAGCUGUUGGCUGGCCAUUCUACAGGACGUCCCAGUGUUUGCCAUUUGGUGCUCACAGUGCACGCCCACAGACCCUGCAUGUCGUAGCGGGUACGUCCAGCCACAGCAAUGCCCCGAGAACAAGACCCUGUGCUACACCUACAACCUUUACAUCAUCCAGGGUGGAGGCCAGGGCACGUACCGGGGCUGUGCCGCUGCUGUGAGUCGGGCCUCACAAGGCUGCCAUGACGUCACGAUCCUGUCCCGGGAGGCCGUGGGCUGCACCUACCUGUGCGACUGGAACAACUGCAACUCCAGCUACGGCGACGGCCAGGAGAGGACCAACCUGCUCCAGAGACGGCGGCGAAGGUCUAGGAGGUCAAGGCUCACGGACGUUCUUCUGACCGGAAGGUCGAGUUGAAACCGGAGACGCACGCGGCAAAUAUUUAUUGAACUGACUGUUGUAGGGCGUGCAGGGGGAUAUUGCUGGUGUGCACUGGCUUGGCGACGGUUUGGACUUGUUCUUGUACGCUUACACACACGUGCAGCAUACACACAUACAAACAGACAUAUUCACUAACACACAAACAAAAUCACAAGAAGAUACACACAAAAAACAUACGACAAGGGCACACGCACAGACAUGCACAUACACUAGUUUUAGGACAAUGCAAAGUUGAUAUGUUGCGUAUUAUGUAGUCAUGCGUGAGAACGUUUAAAUUGCAACCUUUUCAUAAUUAGGUUACUAGUACUCAAAACCUCUAUCUGGAGGCUUAUGUUUAACGAACCGUUUUUUCAUUUUUUUUCUCGAGAAUUGCUUUACAAGAUUCUAAAAUGAUAGCUACUCUUACUAAUUAUUAGAAAAACUCCUAACACUUGUGCUCUAAGACGUAUACAAAGAGCACACGCCAAAGUGUGUUUACGUGUAUUUAUGUGUGUGUGUGUGUGUGUGUGUGUGUGUGUGUGUGUGUGUGUGUGUGUGUGUGAGUGUGUUUGUGUGUGUAUGUGCGUAUGCGCAUAUGUAUGCGCUACAAAACCUAAGCUCAAAGAUUCUAAAUAUUCUAUGAUCUAUAAUUUGCUCCUGCACUCAUCUACCGCCUCCCUACUACAGUCAGUAUACAAGCUCCACACAAACCCUCUACAAAGGACAUCUGGCACAAAUCGUAGCAGAACCAGCAGAACGUGGAAGCUCUUUGCUUUCUUGUUUUCUUCAUCUUGUCAUCCUAGUAAUUUCCCAUUUGAAUGUGCAUUCGCUUUUGUUAAACUGUUUUGUUGAAGUUUCCGCUGCAGACUUCAUGUACACAAAAGAUCGCACGGCUGUGAAUCUGUUCAAUGUCAGUUGUUUACACAGAAAGAUAUUCUCUUGGAAUACGUAAAAAUUGCUGUAUUUCCAACAAAAAACAACAACAAACAAACAGAAAGUUGAAGGGAACAAGUUAUAAUUACAAGAAUUUUCAAUCUUGCUCCCCCUCCCUUUUUAGAAGAAGAAAAAUGAGAUUCUUAACCUCUAGGAACCAUCAGUAUCCUCCCCUCCCCCUUCUCCAGCCCUAUGACUCCCCGCACCCCAAACCCAUUCUGAAAGUAAUAUAUUAUAUUCCUCGACCAUUUCAUGUUUCCUUUUAUGUAUGCAGUGUGGUGGCGUCUUGUACUGUCUUGUGAUCUUUACAGUAUUGCACUGCCAUCUGCUAAUUUUCAAAUGAUAUUAUUGGAGUUCAAGUUUCUUUGUCUGUCUCAUUCAGCUGUUUGUUCUGUGCUUCACUUUGGGUAAAUCUUUGCUUUCAGAUCAAAGGCGUGGUUUCCAUAAAAUGGCUGUAGUAUAGAUCUACUUGAGGUCUCAAUUCUUAAAAAUAAGUUAAAAACGUCUUUCGGAUUUGAUGUCAUGGCUACCACCCCCCUCCCCUCCCCGCGAACCGCGUUGGUCCUAUUGAGAGUGGAACACCAGAGUAUGCCAAAUAAAUACCGAUUUGAGAGAGACUCCAUGAAGACCCCUUUCUCCAUUAUCACGUGAUUUUCGCAGAAAGUCUGUUCUGACUUCUCUCUCAUAUUGACAUUGAGUACGGUUUCUGGUAUUUUAUUGCAUGCUUUGGUUGCCAUGACUUAACAACAAAAUGUAGUAUACAAGUGUAUUGCAGUAAGUCCCCCCCCUUUUCAUGUUGGAAUGCUAUGCGAAAGAUUCUUGUUAGAAUUCCUAACCAGGCUUCCUUCUUGUUUCGAGAGUAUUCAUGGCUAUCCGCCCAAAUGAAUGGGCUAUAUUGGAGAUUGACGUUAAGUCGGAGACCUCCUCUUCUGAAAUAACCCUGCUGUGCGUACACGGGUUUUGAACCAGCAUAACACAGUGUUUUCAUCCACGAAACGAAUGCCUGAUACUUGAGAGUUUUGGUUUCGAAAUAAUUGGAAAAAUGUAGCGUCAUAUCACAAUUUUUUUCUAACCCAAGCCGGUGUGAAAAUACGUUUCCAUUCGUAAACGAGCCCUAAAGUCAAACCUCAUUGUAAACCCUCUGAGCGAAAACUUUCAAAUGGCGUUGGAAAGUGAACAUAACCGAGCAAACCAUUACACUUGAACCUUGACUACACAAAAGAAAAAUGGUCUAUACUUGAGAACGCUCACACAAAUACUGAUGUUUAUAUUUUUGAUUCAUUAUUUAUUUAUUGAUCGCUUACCCGUUCUUAGGUAAUGUUUACAGUGUGUUACUCUUUGUUUUGGUUAGACUACAAAUACCAUAUUUGACGAUGCUCGAUGGGCAAAUAUUGUUUUAGCUCUGUUACUCAGUAGUUGACAGCAGAUAGAGCCCUAUAUUGUGUUAUUAAUUUCAGACAAGCCUUACACCCAAUCAUUUUCACUCCAUUCCAUGUUCCCUCAUAUGAUUUCACGAACAAAACGACCCUGAAUCAGGUGACAAAAAUAACGUACCCCCUCCUCCCCCCCUUCCCCACGGCCUCCACGCAAACGACAUGUCUCAUAAUGUUGCGCAAUAGGUUAAUUAGUUGGAGGGUGGGGGUUGUACUUUGGUUUUACUUAUCAAGUAACUUGCUUUCUACAGAGAGACAUUUCCGUCAUAAAUAUUGGUCAACAUUGAGUUGGCUCGCUGUCAAAUUUAAAGUUAAUAAGUUCUGUAAUGAGAUAACAACUGAACACACGGGAACUCUAUCUUCAUUUCAGUAUUUACAGUAAGUCCCAACUGAUAUAACUCAGCACUGAGUUCCCUACUGAAAAUCAUAACUUUGUUAUGAGCCUGGCUUGAAAAAAUUGGCACACCAAUUUGCGAAGGCAGAUAGGUUAGACCUCUCGGAAGGGAACAGAAUCAAAUCUAUCAUAUAAUUAAUCAGAGGAAUCUUUGAAGAGGUAGUGUUCAAAGUUAGCUUGCUUUUGAGUAAGGUCGUUUUCGGUCACUGUCGCAAACGUUGCUUUCAAAUGAAGACGGAAUGUUCUCUCACAAAGUUAUUAUUUUUCAAAAAAAUUGCUUUGGGAUCCGAUCGAAAAAUUAAAAUUGUUGAAAUAUAAGACACUCGAUCACUUCAUACUCAUCAGAGCCCAUAAUUUGUUCGCAAAAAAUAAUGAUGAACUCAAUGAACUACCAUUUAUUUAGGAAACUCCCUUGAACUUGUCAAAAAUGGGGUGAAUAUUAAUGCCAUGCCAUCCAAAUGUUAAAGCCCACAAGCGAAGCUCGUGGGUACGUUAGUGGACUGAUUGACACAGAGAAAGAAAUGGUCGGAAACAUAACAGAUAAGUAAAGAUAUUCACAGCGAUUUUGAAUAAAUAGAAUCCAUCAGUGGUGCCCAUUUGGCAUUCACUCAGCAUCAUCAUUUCACUUUUAUAAUGUUUAUUUGCAAACACUGAUGGAAUUAUGCUUAUCAAGCUUUGAUUCAACUGAUUCUGGUGUUUCUAUUUUGCCAUAAUGCCUAGCCUAUUUUCUUUCUCUGCUUUCAAGCGUCGAUGUAUUGUAAACUACUUUCACUCGCUAUUAAUGUUUGAGAAAGUAUUCACUUGAAGUGUGAUGCGCACUAUAGUGCAUGUUGCUUAAAGUAGUUGACGACAUUGACAGGUCGAAAUGACAAUUAAAUUAUUCUGCCGAUAAUGUCAAUGAUGCAGUUAAAACAUUUAUAAUUCUUUUGACGCGUGUCGAUGUGUUUCGCAGACAUUUUAUUUCAGGCACAAGUCAUGAGCUGUUUUCUUUAUGUCGAUGUCACAAUAAAAGCAGAGAAGUGAU